UCUGUCAGUCAUUCUUGAUGUUAUUGAAUAAAGAUUUCAGUUUUAUUUAUUUUAAAAGCCACAAUAAUUAUUUUGCCAACAAAUAAGUUAUAGAAGUGAAUGAUUUUGCAUUGAUUCUGUUUGUUAUAAUUUGAAGAAAAUGAUGAGCCGGUUAUUUAGCAAGAUAUAGUUAUGAAGCAAAGGGACCAAACUUACUUUUGCACGUAUAAUAGCAAUAAAGUUGUUGAUAUCAUUAAGUUGUAAAAUGAACACAGUAUGUCUUAUUUGAGUGCGUCAGAAAAUGUGGGCUUCAGUGGUAUUCCACAAAAUAUAUCAGAGGCAAGUUGUGCUUCUCAGUAUAAGAUGGCAGUUGAGGGUGCCUCCUCGGGGAGCUGUGGUGAAGUGAAUAUGUUCCUACAUGACAACUCUGGUGAUGAACAACCAUACAUUCAUCUCAAUGACAAUUUCUACCCCAAGUUUAAAAUUGAUCCCAACGAGUUAUACACCUUCCAUGAUUCUGAUGUAAUAGCUGGAGAAAUUACUGUCAGCCACACAGAAGAUAAUUUUAUGUUCUCCGAUAGUGUUGAUAUUAAGAGUAAACUGUUAGCAGACAGUCCAAGUAAAGAGCUCGAUCUCAUAGGUGCAUUCACAAAUGGCGAUAUUAAGGAGGAUAUCAAGAAAGAGGUGGUAUCUAAUGGGCACUAUCCACCAGUGGCCAAGCCGAUUGCAAACUAUAAAGACAGUAAGACUACUCAUACCAAAGUUUUGAAAGUUAAAAAUCAGACUCAGAUGAAGGAGCCUCCUAGGUUGGAAUCGUUUAGUGAACCUCGAAGACUAAGUGUUCAUAGUCCUAAGGCGCAAAGCACUGCCACAGCCCCCUCCUUAUGUGCGAAAACCAGUAUUAAUAGUGCUAGUACUACAAAUAAUGCAAAGACUUCUUCAAAGCUGACUUGUGGGAUGGAGACAUUCUUAGAUGUAUUUAAAAGAGAACAAGGUUUAGUGGAGAAUGCAUCUGCUUUUAUAAAAACUGAGCCAUCAGCACAGCCACCAGCUAAGGUUCCAAUGUCUCCUCCGAAGAAAUCUUCAUCUGGUAAGGGUUCUCAAGCGAAGCCGCGGCGCGGUCGAGGGCCGGCGGUGCACGAGGCGUUGCAGCGGAUACCGGCGGCGAGGCGCGCCGUCCCGCUGCCGAACGACACGUGGCACGCGCCCGGCGAGACACUCUUCCACUGCGGCCCGCUCGGAGACAGACCGCUCGCAUUCCGACAGAUCGAGAGCAGCAGCAGUGAUGAUGAUAAUAUGCCAGAUUUUGCAGAAGCAGGUUGCGUGUCAGCAUGCGUGGAAGAGAGUGCCGCUGAGUCUCGCGGCGCGCGACUAGCGCUGCGACGCGCGGCGUUACGGCGCCACGUUGCGCGCGCACACGACGCACUAGCCCUCGCCGCGCAUCAUAAGAAUCAUCGUGCGCUUGCAUCGUUACUCAAGAAACAGCUGAACAGGCCGGGAUCAUCAGGUCGUCUUCCAACGCAGACUGUAAAUCAUCUGCUCGCACUGCGCGGCAUGCCUUCUGUAUUAACCUCGCAAGAACGGAGGAGACUAAGACAAUCGGGCUGGUCUGGCGGCGAGCCGUCGCUGCGCGAGUGCGGCAGUGCGUGGAGCGCGUGGUGCGCGUGGGAGCGCUGCGAGCAGGGCGCGCUGCCGUGCGCGCGGUACUGCCUGGCGCACGUGACGCGCGCGCCCGACCAGCGCCUGUACGCGGCCUGCGGCGCCGUCUUCGCGGGCGGCGCGCGCUGCAACCAGCCUCUCUUGCCGCUGUCCGACCAUACGCCGCUGUGUGCUGAGCAUGCUUGGAAACGGGACAACUACGACAAGCUAGCCCGCGACUGUCGCCCUAAGAAGGUCCCCCGCAAGCGUCCGUCCCCCCCGGUCCCCCGCGGCCCGCGCCGCGCCAAGCGCAGGCGACGACCGCCGGCGAGACUACGCCCGCCUACUGCAGAACCACUCACUGCAGAACAAUCACUCUCCGAGCUGAACGUGUGUUCAAACUCGUCAACGUACGAUAGUUCGGAGGAGGCGGCUAUGGGGGCGCUCAGUGAGAGCGAGUAUGUAACUGUCGCCAGCGAUUCUCAUGAGAUGGAAGUAGAAGUCGGCCACGUACCACCGGACGACAUAUUGGAUCCUGCUGUGCUCAGUCAAAUACCCGAUGAAGCGUUCACGGAGUUUUUCAAUCAAGCGGAAGGCGGAGCAGCAUUCGCGGAGAGUUCAGAGCUGGCUGCGGCAUUAGAAGCAGUGUUGGAUGAGCGGGUAUUGGACGAGCGGGUACUAGACGAGCGGGUACUGGACGAGCGGACACUGGACUCUAUCGCCGACUGUGUGUUCACUCACUCGCCGCACUCGCACUACGCUAAGAACAAGAUGCAGGUCUCCACGUCCCUACCGAUGGAGAUGUCAUCGCGCGUGCCCUCAUAACACAGUAACUUUACACGUCUUACUUUAAGCUAUAAUAAACUCUAUGUACUAUAAACAUUAGGAACAAAUUCGAUAUUCAUAGUCUCAAGAGGUGGAAAUAUUUUUCUUCAUGCUUUAAUUUUUUGUAUGUGUGCAUGUGUAGCGAUGUGUAAGCGAAGAUAUUUGAGUGGUUCGUGAUUCGGAUUGAUGUUUGAUCAGUUUUCGUUACCUUAGAAUCAAUAUUGUGGCUGCAAAUGAAUUUCGACUCAACUCGAUGGUUUAAGGUAGUAAGUAUUAGAAUAUUGAAAUAUGACGUCAUAAACGUAAAGCUGAACACAGUAUUGAUUUUAAAGUUUAUUUCAUCGCCAUUAUUUAAUACAGAGAACAAUUUUGUGUUCAAACAAGUGGCUAGAUUAUCGUCUUAAUGAUUGACUAUUAUAAGGUUCAUAGUUAUUAAUUGUAAUUUUUCAAAACAAUCGUUUUCAAUGAGGUUAAAAAUAUUGUUAAAUAAUAAAACCUCUAUUUCUUUUUCCUUUAAAUAAAGGUUUAUCGUUUUCGUCUACUAGUUGGCGCCACUUGCGCUUUAAGUCCUGUCACUAUAAUCUGUGUCGCGGUCAAAUUGUAUAAAAUUAAUAGACUACUAAUUAAAUGUACUUUAAAUUCUAUAGCAGCGCUCUUAGCGGUGAAAAUUCGUAAAAAAUCGUUUUAUAAAAAUGUGUUCUUGAUCCAUACUGACAGAAGAGAUAAUUUGAUUUAGAAAAGGAAUGAUGAGAAAUAUUAUUAUGUCAAGAAGUUAGUUUUUUUUUCUUAAAACCGAGCUUUUACAGCCCAAGCUUUAUUGCAAUAUGUAUAGACAGCCAAGUUAGGUAUGCAGGUAGGAAAAUAGAGACUGAUUCAGUACAGAUACAAUGCUCUUUAACGAAAUCGUAUCUUUCCUAACUAUUGGUAGACGCUUUCGCCAUACAUACUAUUGAAAGCAAGUAUAACAGCUCACACAUAGGACCCAUUUAGUUUUUAGUGACAUUUUCGAUGGUGUUUCGCGACUGGGCUUCUACCAAUCAUGCAAUCUCUUUUGUGCCUUUAGACUUAAGUCUUCUGCAUAAAUUCACCUAGGGAAGUGAAAACUUUAGUUUUCUUUUCUUAUCCUCUAUUAAUAUCUUCUGAUUUAUUUCGUUGUGGGAACCAAGACAGUUAUUCA
Spodoptera litura is the source of this 3619-nucleotide messenger RNA. RefSeq lists its product as uncharacterized. The record is from RefSeq and is a predicted model, not a curated record. Gene Ontology annotation, cellular component: nucleus. Lineage: Eukaryota; Metazoa; Arthropoda; Insecta; Lepidoptera; Noctuidae.